CACCACAGCGGGGGAGCGUGUGGUGCCCCAGCCGAUGCCUCUGCUUCCGCACCACGGUGCGCUGCAUGCACCUCAUGCUGGAGAGCGUCCCUGCCGUGUUGCCGCAGACCACGAUUCUGGAUCUACGGUUUAAUAGAAUUAAAGAAAUCCAGCCUGGUUCAUUUAGACGGCUUAAAAAUCUGAACACAUUACUUCUAAACAACAAUCAUAUUAAAAGAAUACCAACUGGAGCAUUUGAAGACCUUGAAAAUCUAAAAUAUCUGUAUCUGCACUUUAAUCAAAUUGAAACAUUGGAACCAGAAUCAUUUACCCAUCUUCCCAAACUUGAAAGAUUAUUUUUACAUAACAACAGAAUAUCUCAUUUAAAUCCUGGAACGUUUAGUCAUUUGGAAUCUAUGAAAAGGCUGCGUCUGGAUUCAAAUGCACUUCACUGUGACUGUGAAAUACUGUGGCUGGCAGACUUGUUGAAAACAUAUGCAGAGUCUGGUAAUGCACAAGCUGCGGCUACAUGUGAAUAUCCAAGGAGGAUCCAGGGAAGAUCAGUGGCCACAAUAACACCAGAAGAACUUAACUGUGAGAGGCCAAGAAUUACAUCUGAGCCUCAAGAUGUGGAUGUUACCUCAGGGAAUACCGUUUAUUUCACUUGCAGAGCUGAAGGCAAUCCCAAACCAGAAAUUAUUUGGCUUCGAAACAAUAAUGAGCUCAGCAUGAAAGGGGAUUCCCGUCUGAAUUUGCUUGAUGAUGGCACUCUAAUGAUUCAGAAUACUCAAGAGGCAGACCAAGGCAUUUACCAGUGCAUGGCAAAAAAUGUGGCAGGAGAAGUGAAAACACAAGAAGUUACAUUGCGCUACUUUGGUUCACCGGCUAGGCCAAGUUUUGUGAUUCACCCACAAAAUACUGAGGUACUGGUUGGAGAAAGUGUCACCCUGGAAUGUAGUGCGACUGGUCACCCCCAACCACGUAUCACAUGGACCAAAGGUGAUAGAACUCCUCUACCAAAUGACCCCCGCAUCACCAUAACUCCGUCAGGAGGGCUUUACAUCCAAAAUGUGGAUCGGGAAGAUGGUGGCGAGUAUACCUGUUUUGCAACCAACAGCAUAGAUAGCAUCCAUGCUACUGCGUUCAUCAUAGUGCAAGCUGUACCUCAGUUUACUGUGACUCCUCAAGACAGAGUAGUGAUUGAAGGCCAAACUGUUGACUUCCCUUGUGAGGCACAAGGAUAUCCACAGCCAGUCAUUGCCUGGACUAAAGGAGGAAGCCAGCUUUCUGUAGAUAGAAGGCACUUAGUGUUGUCAUCUGGAACCCUGAGGAUUUCUAGAGUGGCUUUACAUGACCAAGGCCAAUAUGAAUGUCAAGCAGUGAAUAUUGUAGGAUCUCAAAGAAUUGCUGUCCAUCUGAGUAUACAGCCUAGAGUAACCCCUGUGUUUGCUAGUGUUCCAAGUGAUAUGACGGUAGAAGUUGGCACAAAUGUGCAGAUUCCAUGCAGUUCUCAAGGAGAGCCUGAGCCAGUAAUAACAUGGAAUAAGGAUGGAGUUCAGGUCACAGAAAGUGGGAAAUUUCAUGUUAGCUCUGAAGGAUUUCUUACUAUUCGUGAUGUUGGACCAGCAGAUCAAGGCCGUUACGAAUGUGUUGCAAGGAAUACUAUUGGAUACUCUUCAGUUAGUAUGGUACUAAGUGUAAAUGUUCCUGAUGUCAGUCGAAAUGGAGAUCCAUUUGUAGCAAGCUCAAUUGUUGAAGCAAUUGCUACUGUUGACAGAGCAAUAAACUCAACACGCACACAUUUAUUUGACAGUCGCCCUCGUUCUCCAAAUGAUUUGCUAGCCUUAUUUCGAUACCCAAGAGAUCCUUACACAAUUGAGCAAGCAAGAGCUGGAGAAAUAUUUGAAAGGACACUACAGCUAAUUCAAGAACACGUGCAAGAUGGUUUAUUGGUUGACCUAAAUGGAACAAGCUAUCACUAUAAUGAUCUUGUAUCUCCACAGUACUUGAACCUGAUAGCUAACCUCUCAGGCUGCACUGCCCAUAGGCGUGUGAAUAACUGUUCGGAUAUGUGCUAUCACCAGAAAUAUAGAACACACGAUGGAACCUGUAAUAAUCUACAACAUCCAAUGUGGGGAGCCUCUCUGACAGCCUUUGAACGCUUGUUGAAGUCAGUCUAUGAAAACGGAUUUAAUUUGCCAAGGGGCAUCGGAACAAACCGCCGUUACAAUGGUUACACACUCCCAAUGCCACGCUUGGUCUCAACUACUCUGAUAGGGACUGAAACAAUAACUCCUGACGACCAGUUUAGUCAUAUGCUAAUGCAGUGGGGCCAAUUCUUGGAUCAUGACCUUGACUCCACAGUUGUUGCCCUCAGUGAAGCCAGGUUUUCUGACGGUCAGCAUUGCAGUUCAGUUUGUACAAAUGACCCUCCCUGUUACUCCAUCAUGAUCCCACCCAAUGAUCCUCGGGUCAGAAACGGAGCACGGUGCAUGUUUUUCGUGCGUUCAAGUCCAGUGUGUGGAAGUGGCAUGACAUCUCUCCUCAUGAAUUCUGUUUACCCACGAGAACAAAUCAACCAGCUGACUUCCUAUAUUGAUGCAUCCAAUGUAUAUGGCAGUUCAGACCAUGAGUCACAGGAAAUCAGAGAUGUAGCAAGUCAUAGGGGCCUUCUGAGACAGGGCAUUGUACAGAGAUCUGGAAAGCCUCUUCUUCCAUUCUCUAGUGGCCCUCCAACAGAAUGCAUGAGGGAUGAGAAUGAGAGCCCAAUUCCUUGCUUCUUAGCUGGGGAUCAUCGUGCCAAUGAACAGCUGGGCCUCACCAGCAUGCAUACACUGUGGUUUAGAGAACACAACAGAAUUGCCACAGAAUUAUUGAAACUCAACCCGCACUGGGACGGUGAUACAAUAUACCAUGAAACACGCAAAAUUGUUGGAGCAGAAAUGCAACACAUAACAUACAGCCACUGGCUACCUAAAAUCUUGGGAGAGGUAGGCUUGAAGAUGCUUGGUGAAUAUAAAGGUUAUAAUCCUAACAUUAAUUCUGGGAUAACUAAUGCAUUUGCAACUGCCGCUUUUAGGUUUGGUCACACAUUGAUCAAUCCCAUACUGUAUCGGCUGGAUGAGAACUUUGAAACUAUUCCACAAGGGCAUUUACCUCUUCAUAAGGCAUUUUUCUCUCCAUUUCGGAUUGUAAACGAAGGAGGCAUUGAUCCACUUCUAAGAGGGUUGUUUGGUGUUGCUGGUAAGAUGCGUGUGACAUCACAGUUGCUUAACACAGAACUGACAGAGAGACUCUUCUCCAUGGCUCGAGCUGUAGCUUUAGAUCUGGCUGCUAUGAAUAUUCAAAGAGGCAGAGAUCAUGGAAUCCCACCUUACCAUGAUUAUAGAGUUUACUGCAACCUUUCUUCAGCCCACACAUUUGAAGAUUUGAAAAAUGAAAUUAAGAAUCCCGAGAUCAGAGAGAAACUCAGGAGAUUAUAUGGCUCACCGCUGAAUAUAGAUUUAUUUCCUGCUCUUAUGGUAGAAGAACUAGUUCCUGGUAGCAGGUUGGGACCAACAUUGAUGUGUCUCUUGAGCACACAAUUUAAACGUGUCCGCGAUGGAGACAGGUUAUGGCAUGAGAACCCUGGUGUGUUUAGUCCAUCUCAGUUGACUCAGAUCAAGCAGUCAUCCCUUGCCAGAAUCCUGUGUGACAAUGGUGACAACAUAACCAGAGUGCAACGUGAUGUUUUUAGAGUGGCUGAGUUCCCACAUGGCUAUGGAAGCUGUGAUGAAAUUCCUAAAGUGGAUCUCAGGAUGUGGCAAGAUUGCUGUGAAGACUGUAGGACUAGAGGACAAUUCAAUGCAUUCUCUUACCACUUCCGAGGAAGACGUUCUCUUGAUUAUAGUUUUCGUGAAGACAAGCCUUCAAAGCAUAUGAAAAUGUCAAGAACAACAAGUUUUGCAAGGGAGAAUGCACUUUUUAAUAGCACCAUUUCAGCCUUUGAUGAGCGCAAGAAAUCACCCAUAAUGAAUGACUUCAAAGAAUUUGUUGGAGAUAUGCAAAAAACAAUUACAGACCUCAGAAAUCAGAUAAAGAAACUUGAAUCACGGCUUAGUAGAACUGAAUGCACUGAUGAAAAGGGUAAAUCUUAUUCCAGUAAUGAAACUUGGAAAAAAGACCCAUGCACCACGUGUGAAUGCAAGAUUGGCCAGAUAACCUGUUACGUGGAAUCGUGUCCUCCAAAUAAUUGCGUGACACCUGUGAAGCUCAAAGGAGUUUGCUGUCCUGUCUGCUUAAAACAAACUAUUAGCAAGGAAAAUAAACCUUAAGUCUGCUUUGCAAUGGUCACAUACAGAUAUCUGCUGAUGGCAAAUACAAGUAACAAUAGGCUUAAAACCACAACUGCGAGUCAAGACGUUACAGGACAGCAUUCAAAUGAUGGUGUAACAGUGUAAGAAAAUAUAUAAUUUUACUUGCUUGCCCAUUGAAAAAACACAAGAACUGAAAGGGAAUACACAACACAGGUCAGGAUAAUUUUGUGUUAAAGCUUCUCAGGUUCAACAAAUGAAAACUGGUGCUACUUUUUAAAGAAGCCUUUGUCAAGUGGCUUUAGGCUCCCGAGCUGUUUUCUGUUUCUUCAUACACUGGUGGAUGGAAGUCAAGUGCCAUUUACUUGGAUAAAAACAUAUUUUCUGGUCCACUUUUGAUGCCUAGCAUGCAAUCUAUCUCAUACCAUAAUAGAGGUGGUCUGAGGGCCAGACUAAACUUUCUACUGAUUAUACACAGUUUAGCUAUGCACGAUUGUUUUCCUUACUCUUGUAUAAGUGAACAUGGCCCUGAUUCGGUUUGGGACCAUAGUGUUCCAAGAAGGGAGAUAUAAACCUUUCCCCCAUCCAUUCCUCCCCCACCUCCUGAAAUUCAUUGGAGUCACUCAAGACUACUUUUUAAAAUUCCCAACCCCCCAUUGGGGGUGGGGGGUGGAACCACAGAAGAAAAAUGGGUGGGAGGAAGGUUUAACACUCCCCACUCCUGGAGCACCAUGGUCCCAAUC
This is a messenger RNA of Elgaria multicarinata webbii, 5014 nucleotides long. It is a transcript of the gene PXDN, whose product is annotated as peroxidasin. Gene Ontology annotation, biological process: response to oxidative stress. NCBI's taxonomy places the organism in Eukaryota, Metazoa, Chordata, Lepidosauria, Squamata, Anguidae. The record is from RefSeq and is a predicted model, not a curated record. Gene Ontology annotation, molecular function: protein binding; peroxidase activity; heme binding. The coding region runs from base 66 to 4292 and encodes 1408 amino acids. The transcript is spliced from 22 exons.